AUGAUUCCUCCAAGCGUGGUGCCAGGAUCGGAUAUUCGAGAUUCGGAACCUGUGAACUUGGCCAACGGUUUUAGUGGAUUUCCAACGACUGCAUUUUGCAUUCCUGAGCGCUAUGUCCCAUAUUUGGACAAGGUUCUUGUGUCGAACGGAAUGAUUAAAGAUAGACUUCAGCGAUUGGCUGCACAUAUUGUUGAGUCUUAUGAGCACCUUGGAAUAACCAAUCUAUCCAUAAUGUGUGUUCUGAAAGGUGGAUUCAAAUUUUUUUCCGACUUGAUCGACGAAUUGCAAAGAAUAAUUUGGUCGAGAAGUGCUCAGUUGUGUAUAGCUGUUGAGUUUAUUCGUGUUAAGAGUUACACAGAUACCGUUUCUGGCACUGUAGGUAUCAGGUCUAUUGAUAAUGCUAUGCCAAUCAAAGACAAGAAUAUUCUUAUUGUUGAUGAUAUUUGUGAUACGGGGAAAACUAUGGUUAAACUGUCUGAUUAUUUAACUGAGGCGGGCGCCAAAUCUGUUAUGACUUGCUGUUUAUUAUUAAAACACACCAAACUCAAUAUUGGAUAUCGACCUGACUUUCUGGGUUUUGAAAUCCCUGACCAGUUUAUUGUGGGCUAUGCGAUCGACUACAACGAAUGUUUCCGGGAUUUAUCACACAUCUGCUCAAUCAACGAGAAAGCCAAGUUGUCUUUCACAUCCCACAGAGAUAUUGAGUUGGGCAAGCUACCAGCUCCUACUCUUUGA
Echinococcus granulosus is the source of this 735-nucleotide messenger RNA. Its product is annotated as Hypoxanthine-guanine phosphoribosyltransferase. Gene Ontology annotation, biological process: purine ribonucleoside salvage; IMP salvage; guanine salvage. Gene Ontology annotation, molecular function: magnesium ion binding; hypoxanthine phosphoribosyltransferase activity. Lineage: Eukaryota; Metazoa; Platyhelminthes; Cestoda; Cyclophyllidea; Taeniidae. The transcript has 8 exons. The coding region runs from base 1 to 735 and encodes 244 amino acids. The record is from RefSeq and is a predicted model, not a curated record.